UUUCUGCUGGAGAACCUGGGAUCCGCCUAGGCGCUAGCCUGCUGGGGUUUACUGGCUGUUGAGUAGACUUCAAAGCGGUGUGACGUCGCUCCACCAGUCCCUGCCUUCUUGAGAAAAAGGGUAGCUGCUUUCUGAGCCAUCACGUACCAACUUCAUGUAUUCCUAAGAUGGUCAUCAGCUUCUUGGUUUUUUUUCUGAGGCCUUACUGAGAUUUAAUUACUUACAGGCUCUAGUGGUUAUAAAGUAAUUUAAGAUGUUUGUACUACUCAGUUUUAACUCUCUAAUUGACUCUUGUGUUAAGACACAUUGCUUUAACUUGGGAAUGGUUAAAUGGCCAAAGAAUUCAAUUAUUUGCGGAUAAGGGCUAUUUUAUUUGACUACUGUUGGUCUGCAACUUAAACUUGCAUCUUUUAUUUUUUUUUAUCCUAUGCUUUUUCUGUGUUAUGGCUGCUGCAACAAUAGUUCAUGAUACAUCAGAAGCUGUAGAGCUCUGUGCUCCCUGUGGGUUAUACCUUAAACCCAUUACAAAAAUGACCAUCAGUGUGGCACUUCCUCAGCUGAAACAACCGGGAAAAUCCAUUUCGAACUGGGAAGUGAUGGAAAGAUUGAAAGGGAUGGUACAAACUCAUCAGUUUUCCACUCUGCGGAUUUCUAAAAGCACAAUGGAUUUCAUCCGGUUUGAAGGAGAGGUUGAAAACAAAAGUUUGGUUAAAUCUUUUCUGGCAUGCCUUGAUGGCAAAACAAUAAAGCUGAGUGGCUUCUCUGACAUUUUAAAAGUCCGUGCUGCGGAAUAUAAGAUUGACUUUCCUACCAGACAUGACUGGGACUCGUUUUUCCGUGAUGCAAAAGAUAUGAAUGAAACUUUGCCAGGGGAAAGGCCAGAUACUAUUCACUUAGAGGGCUUACCUUGUAAGUGGUUUGCAGCAAAGGACUCUGGCUCGGAAAAGCCAAGUGAAGAAGUCCUCAUAAAAGUUUUCAAGAAAUUUGGAGAAAUACGUAAUGUGGAUAUACCCAUGCUGGACCCUUACAGAGAAGAAAUGACUGGCAGAAAUUUUCACACUUUCAGUUUUGGAGGCCAUUUAAAUUUUGAAGCUUAUGUUCAAUAUCGAGAGUACGCAGGUUUCAUUAAGGCCAUGAACGCCCUGCGAGGGAUGAAGCUGAUGUAUAAAGGCGAUGACGGCAAAGCAGUGGCUUGCAAUGUAAAGGUUUCUUUUGACUCAACGAAACACCUCAGUGAUGCAUCAAUUAAGAAGCGUCAGCUUGAAAGGCAAAAGCUUCAAGAGCUUGAAAAACAGAGAGAAGAACAAAAACGUAAAGAGAAAGAAGCUGAGGAAAAACAAAAAGAGGAAGAAAGGAAGCAGAGAGAGCUUGAAGAAUAUGAGAGAGAGAGAAAAAGAGAAGAAAAGUUGCGUAAGAGAGAACAGAAACAGAAAGAUCGUGAAGUUCGACGAAACAAAAAGCAACUUGAAAAGCUUCAAGCUGAAGAACAGAAAAAACUGCAAGAGAAGAUAAAGUUAGAAGAAAGGAAGCUCCUGUUAGCUCAGAGAAAUCUUCAGUCCAUUAGACUAAUUGCAGAACUGCUAAGCCGGGCAAAGACGGUAAAGCUUUUGGAGCAAGAACAUAAUGAAGAAAAGAUUCGUCUUCAGCAGCUAGAGGAGAGGCGAAGGCUCCAGGAGGCUGAGCUCAAACGUGUGGAAGAGGAAAAAGAGAGAGCACUGGGGUUGCAGAGAAAAGAAAAGGAACUGAGGGAGAAACUACUGAACAAUCUUCUGAGCAAGAAAAUGGAUGCACUUAAUCAAAACAAAGAAGAAACCGAAGCAUCUCAGUCUGACAUGCCGAAAAUCGCUAGCGGUGUUCCACACACUGUGUCAUCCAGCUGCAUCACUUCUACCACAGGACAGGCUGUUACAGGCAAACUGGCUCCCGGCUCUCAAAGAGAAGUAGCAUCCCCUGAGAGUGUAAACACUCAAUGCAAGUACUUGAAUGGCAACAUUCAUGACAAAGUUCAUGUCAAAGAAGGUCAGAGACUUCAUACCACAAACUCUGAGAGGUGUUCUGAGAAAAGAAGUUCAGGGGUACUUUCAUGUGUUCCCACCAAUAACCAGCAGCAGAAGAGCCUCUCUAGCUAUGACCAGAAUACCUGCAGGAAGGACUCACGCUGUGAGCAGAGCAAACGUAGCACAGAGUCAAGGAGAAGAAAGAGCCGUUCAUGUAGUAGCAUAAACACUGAUGAGAGUAAGGGUAAACGAGAGAGGAGCAGACACAGAAGAGAUGUGAGUUACCAGGAUGAAAAGCGCAGGAAAGAAAGGCGGUAUUACAGACGCUCUAGCAGAAGCUACAGUCCUCGACGAAGCCAUAGUCCUCGUCGAAGAAGUGUAAGUCCCAGGCGUUCACGUUACAGAAGAACUCGCAGUAGCGAACGUAAACGAGACAGAAGAGAAAGAAGUCAUAGUCGCAGAAGCGUGAGCAGGAGACGAAGGCACCGGAGGAGAUCACUGAGUAAGCAAAGGAGUACUUGGAGUGGGUAGUGAAGGCCUUGGCUCCUUGGAGAGGCUGUGUUUGGACAAAAGGGCCAGAAACUUGUAAACGAGACCUCAUCGGUGUGACUGCUAUAGAAAACAUGUUUGUUUCAACCAAUGCUUAGCUUGCAUCUAGUCCCUGAAAUCAAGAAAAUAGAUGCCUGAUUUUUUUUGACGUUCCUUCGUGCUUUGUUGUCUCUUUCUAGGUUUCUACCACAAUGUAGGUAUAACCACCUGUGCUUGUGCUCGAGUUCCUACAGUGCUAAAAGCCAACCUGUUUUCUUGAUUUUCCGUUUUCUAAACCUUAAUUUUAGUCGAUUUAGUUUUUAUCUCUAUCACCUAAUUUGGCUUGAGAAGUACAUGGGUGUCAGUUAUAGGAACUCCAGACAUGACAAGCUAUUGCAUACAGAUUUGACUUGAAAUGCUUUCUGGUGCAUUCAAUGAAAUCACAUUUAACAAAGUAGAAUAUUUGCUGAUUGAGAUGGAUAGCAGGACUUUCAUAUAGUUCUUAAAACUGACUAUAAAGAUACGCAGGAUAUCUUUUAAACUGCUAUGAUUCCUUCAUAUGUCUGUAUGGUGCCAAGCUUUGUGGCCCAAAUUAUUCUGGCAUGUAAUGCCGUUUGUAUAAUAAUACUUUCCAUGUAAGAGAGGCACACUGAUGUAGGAAGUAAGAAGCAGUGGUAAAAUGGUUGAAAAGUUCUGUUAUUUUGUGACAUAUUUGGCUUUGCAAUUACUUCAGGUGGCAUAGAGCCACCUGAAGCAUUUUUUCAGGUACACACAGAGCUAGCCAUUGUCUUUUGAAAAAGAGGCCUUCUUGCUAAAUUAUUUUUACUUGUGGUGUUGGAAAGUAAGGCUGCAGUGUCUCUUGUUAAAUCCAUUUAAGAAUACUUUUGCUUCUAAAAUGCAGCUCAGGAAUAUUAAAAGCUAUAACAUUACAGUGAAAGAGUUUAUUUUGCCUUUUUAUGGUAAAAUUAAAAAGAAAACUGUUUCCAGUGAACUGAAGUUGCUGUUGUCAUAUGUCAGUGUAUUAAAAUCUGCAGAAGUGUUGUAUGAGAACCCAUUUGUUGAAAAAAAUCACUCGACGC
Molecule: messenger RNA, 3604 nt
Organism: Aptenodytes forsteri (emperor penguin)
Lineage: Eukaryota; Metazoa; Chordata; Aves; Sphenisciformes; Spheniscidae
Gene: AKAP17A
Product: A-kinase anchoring protein 17A
Exons: 4
Coding region: 444-2528 (694 amino acids)
Biological process (GO): regulation of RNA splicing
Cellular component (GO): cytosol; nuclear speck
Molecular function (GO): RNA binding; protein kinase A binding
Source: RefSeq, a predicted model, not a curated record